UGAAAACCCUAACUCAGUAUACCCUGGCUUUCGUGUCUCUGCCUCUCACUCACAGCUUCUCUUCCGUCGCCACCCUCCCUCCCUCCCAACCGCACCACCUCCCUCACCGCCUCACCUUUCGCCGGCGACCACGAAGGAGCUCUCCACCACCAACAAGAAGGGUGAAAUCCUUGUAAAGAGGAGCUCUCCAGUUCACCACAAACCAGAUUGAUUAUUUGUGAUGGAACACGGGUCGCACUCUGAUGAGAGUAAAUCAACAUUUUCUCUGACAGAUGAGGAUCAUACUUUUGCAAACGCUAUCAGAUACUCCUUGAAUCAAGAUCCAAGAGUGACAUUUUGUGGGUACAGCAUUCCUCAUCCUUCAGAUAAUCGUGUCAAUAUUAGAGUCCAAACAACAGGGGAACCAGCCCGUGAGGUGCUAAAAGAUUCAUGUCAGCAUAUGAUGCUUAUGUGCCAGCAUGUCAAGGGCACUUUUGAUAAGGCGGUCAACGACUUUAAAAGUAAAAAGGGUGGGAAGGAUAUGGAUAUCGAUUAGCGUAUUAGUUGUAGUUUUAUGUUAAUUGAAGUUGAUUUUGAUGCGUAUUGCUGGGAAAAAAAUUCAGCACUACUAGAACACAUACUUCACAUCUUAGAGCAUGAAACAUGGCAUCUCAAUAUUCUGAUACAUCAUAUUAAAUGGCUUAUUAAAUUAAAAGUGAAUGUUAUUUGAAAUUUUUUCGAAGUGGUAGAAAUAACCUAUAGACGGAUUGUAACUUGUAAUUUAACAACAAUGAUUAGAAGCUUCUGCAAUGUAUUAGUUUUUUCAUCCUUUUCCCA
Messenger RNA from Lotus japonicus, 816 nucleotides. RefSeq lists its product as uncharacterized. Gene Ontology annotation, molecular function: DNA-directed RNA polymerase activity; protein dimerization activity; DNA binding. NCBI's taxonomy places the organism in Eukaryota, Viridiplantae, Streptophyta, Magnoliopsida, Fabales, Fabaceae. Bases 221 to 535 code for a protein of 104 amino acids. Gene Ontology annotation, cellular component: RNA polymerase III complex; RNA polymerase I complex. The record is from RefSeq and is a predicted model, not a curated record. The transcript is spliced from 4 exons. Gene Ontology annotation, biological process: DNA-templated transcription.